AUGGCUUCCAGAUUCUUAUCCGUGGGCACUAUUGACGUGCAAUUAAUAGAUCCAGAUUUUAAUCUCUUAUGGAAGGGAAAUGCAAAAAGUGACAUAGAUUUGUAUGAGAAUCAAAUGCUAAAAUUGCAAAUGAAUGCAUUUUCUGCUAUUCAAAAUAUGUCUACUAUGCCGAAAAUAGAAAGAGAUGGUUUUCGUUAUGUGGACUUGCCAUUUGUCUCAAAAAUUGAUUUAGUAUUUGAUGAUCAAAUUACUACUGAAAGAAAAGUAACUAGAUUAGAAAAUAGAAUUUUGGCAUUGGAGAAAAUUUUAGAAGAUUAUGUGUUUAACCCAUAUGCUUUAAGAUUGUUGACGCCAACUUCCGAAGAACCUGAUAAAAAUUAA
This is a messenger RNA of Dentiscutata erythropus, 381 nucleotides long. Lineage: Eukaryota; Fungi; Glomeromycota; Glomeromycetes; Diversisporales; Gigasporaceae. The record is from the annotation of a GenBank genome assembly.